This is a messenger RNA of Strongylus vulgaris, 1710 nucleotides long. The record is from the annotation of a GenBank genome assembly. Lineage: Eukaryota; Metazoa; Nematoda; Chromadorea; Rhabditida; Strongylidae.
AUGCGCUCAAAAGGGACGCCUAAACCAAAACGAAAGAAGAAACGAAAUUCUGAGGCAACUCAAAAUGCCGCUCAAGAGGAACUUAAGUUCACUGCAAACAGCCUUAUGCAUAAACUUCGUAAACGACCUAAGAAACGAAAACUUUUACUCCCCAAUGCUAUACCUCAAAAAGAUGUCUAUCCGCAGUCGCAGCAAGGAACAGAUGAUUUGAAAUCCACUAGUGUGGCUCAGUCCGCGGAUACGAAGAAGGCGGAAAAGGCGGACAUUGUCCCGGCUCAAGUAGGAAAGGAGGCUGAACCAAAGGAGACACUUUUUCAGCAACUAAGUUUACGGCGGAAACCGAAGACAAAUGAGAUGGCAUCACAGCAGCAGGCUUCUUCAGCAGAAAAAGAACAGCCCGCUUCCCAGUCAACAACCGCCGUGGGCAGCAAAGAAGAUCCAAAGGCUAAUAAGCCUAAGGCGGAGUCAGAUUCCAAGUCGGAGUCUACACCAGCAAGCCUAUUUCAACUCUUAAGUUUUCGUGUAAAGAGGAAAAAAUCCUCUCAUCCAGGUGCGGAAGGAAAAGGAACAGAUUCAAAAGAUAGCCAAUCCAUCUCUACAAUGAAAACGUCUGAUCAAAAACAACUGAAAAGCGACGAAGUCGAUGUAGACCCCUCCAAAGAGACAAAAUCUCAAUCAGGGCCUCCAAAGGUUGAUGAAACGUUGUUUCAGAUGAUUAGCCGCCGUAUUCGAAGAAAAAAGCGUAGCAGCCCUGCAGCAAGUGAGCAACCACCGGUACAGCCACAAGAGAUCAGUAGUACAGCAACAGUGGCUAAUAAGGAACAAGCGGAGACAACAGCUGCAGCUGAUGGUAGUAAGGUGCAGGAAACCACUAAAACCUCAUCGAUCGCGCUUAAAACAGCAACUGCUGAGACCGUUCCAAAAGAAGAAAUUGAGAAAAAGAAAGAACCAGUUCCAGAAGUUGAGAAGAAAUCUGUAACACGCAGCAUUCUUAGUAAGCUUCCAUGGCCAUCUCCGAAGGCAACGACACCUACUUCAGCAGCUGUGCAAGAGCCUAAAGCGGAGGAAAAAUUACCGCAGCUGACACCUGCAAGUAAAUCCUGUUCGCUGGAAAAACGCCAGAUACUGGGAAUACUUCAACGUCUUCGCCUCAGCAAAAAGAGAUUUACCGGAUCUGAUAGCGAGUUAAAUUACCCAUUAGGUUCGCUUCUCACUGGCUUGCGCAAAUCUGAAUCAGAAACAUCCAACGUUUCAUCUGCUAAAUUGAGCUCUACAGAUGUUGACAAGUCACUUUUUAAACGUUUUCUUCUGAGGAAAACUAAACAGCAGACACCAACAAAAGCAACGUCUGAAAAUGAUGUAAAAACUGCGAAUGCAUCAGUUGGAUCGCCUAUUGUUAAUACAACACAAGGAACCUCUGUGGAAGCUAAAGGAACAGCGGAUUCCGCUGAUUCGAAAAAGAACCAAGAUACAUCGGUGAUUGGAGAAGUCCGUUUAAUGCAUGAAAAAGUCAAAAAAAGAGCAAAAGGUCUUUGGAGAAAGUAUAUAACAAAAGAAACACCUUCAACCCAGCCGGAAAGUACAGAACCACAAGACCAAGCAGCCCCAGAUAAAGCUAAAGAGCUCUCACAAAAACAGGAUGAGAAUGAAAAAGAAGCGAAGACACCGCCGCCGCCUGAUGACGCUCUAAAAGAAGAGGAAAAGAAGUGA